Messenger RNA from Cucumis melo (muskmelon), 763 nucleotides. RefSeq names its product FCS-Like Zinc finger 15. Lineage: Eukaryota; Viridiplantae; Streptophyta; Magnoliopsida; Cucurbitales; Cucurbitaceae. The transcript is spliced from 2 exons. The record is from RefSeq and is a predicted model, not a curated record. The coding region runs from base 184 to 609 and encodes 141 amino acids.
CUCACACAAUCCGUACAAUCUUCAUCUUCUUCUUCCUUCUCCUUUUCUCUUUCUUUCUUUCUUUCUUUCUUUCUUUCUUUCUUUCUUUUUCGUUUUCCAAACCAUUUCCUUAUUUAUUCAACACAAAAUUCCAUUCCCACAUUUUUCUCCCUGAAGUGGAAUGCUCCAACAUCAACAACAACAAUGGUGGGGUUAAGCGUGAUUUUAGAAUCCAACCAAGGAGAUUUCCCUAAAAAACCCUACUCCACCUCCAUCCUUCUCACAAAUCUCACCCUCAACUACUCCAAAUCCUCUCUCAAAACCCCCUCCUCUCGCCUCCAUUCCUGCUUCCUCUGCCAACACAAACUCCUGCCUGGAAAUGAUAUCUACAUGUACAAAGGAGAUAGGGGAUUUUGCAGUGAGGAAUGUAGGCGCAAGCAGAUUUUCAUGGAUGAAGAAGAGAGUUUUAUGAAAGAUAAUAAUAAUUCUCGUAAAACCCCGUCGUCUUCCAGCUCUGAAUCUCCUUCUUCUUCUUCUUCUUCUUCUUCAAUGGCGGCGGCGGCGGCGAAGGCGGCUUCUAGUAGUAAUAAUAACCGCAAAGCCACGAGGAAUCGGAGGGGACAGUUUUGAGAGGGUUUCGGAUGAAAAUUACGGAAGUACCCUUUUGUAAUUUACUAAAUUACGUUUUUGUCCAACAAUGGAUGAGAUGAGAAAAACCCUAAUCUAACUCCCUUUGUUUCAAUUUGAAUCAUAGGUUUAAAAAUAUUAUUACAUUCCUUUCCUU